GCGGGGCCGCGGGCGGGGCGGGGCGGGGGUGGGCGCGGGGGGAGCGGCGCCUGUUGCCCCGAGAGAGUUAACGGUGCGGGCAAAGUCGCUCGCCUCUCCUCCGCCCGUGCUCUGGUUGCGCCUGGCAACCGGGGCGCCGCGCAUGUGGGACCGCCGGGGGCCGCCGCCCCCCCGCCGGGCCCCGCGCCCCCCUCCCCGCCCCGGACGAGGCGCUUAACGUGCCCAGGCGUGAAGUAUGGCAUGCAAAGAUGGUUUCUGCCAAGGAGCCAGUCAUCGCCAUGUCCUCGGGUCUCUCCAUCGCCCUCCUGCACUGCCUGUGCCUGGCGACGUGUCUCACCGGGCCGCCCGGGCAGAGCAAAAAAGAGGAGAAAUUGUGGCCGGAGAAUUUCACCAGUAUCCUGAACAGCCUCCUGGAUGGCUAUGACAACCGGCUGCGACCGGGAUUCGGGGGUCCUGUUACUGAAGUCAAAACAGAUAUAUAUGUCACCAGUUUUGGACCGGUUUCUGAUGUAGAAAUGGAAUAUACGAUGGAUGUCUUCUUUCGUCAGACAUGGGUAGAUAAAAGAUUAAAAUAUGAUGGCCCUAUUGAAAUUUUAAGACUUAACAACUUGAUGGUCUCGAAGGUGUGGACUCCUGACACUUUCUUCAGGAAUGGAAAAAAGUCUGUUGCACAUAAUAUGACAGCCCCAAAUAAACUCUUCAGAAUAAUGAGAAAUGGCACCAUCCUGUACACAAUGAGGCUUACAAUAAGUGCAGAGUGUCCCAUGAGAUUAGUGGAUUUUCCCAUGGAUGGUCAUGCUUGUCCUCUCAAAUUUGGGAGUUAUGCUUAUCCAAAGAGUGAAAUGAUUUAUACGUGGACAAAAGGACCUGAGAAGUCAGUGGAAGUUCCUGAGGAGUCUUCCAGUUUAGUUCAGUAUGACCUGCUUGGGCAUACGGUAUCCUCUGAAACUAUUAAAUCUAUUACAGGUGAAUAUAUUGUUAUGACAGUUUAUUUCCACCUCAGACGGAAAAUGGGUUAUUUCAUGAUUCAAACCUAUAUCCCAUGCAUUAUGACUGUGAUCCUCUCUCAAGUUUCAUUUUGGAUAAAUAAGGAAUCCGUUCCAGCUAGAACUGUUUUUGGAAUAACCACAGUGUUGACAAUGACGACACUGAGCAUCAGUGCAAGACAUUCACUGCCAAAAGUAUCCUAUGCUACUGCCAUGGACUGGUUCAUCGCGGUUUGCUUUGCCUUUGUAUUCUCUGCUCUUAUUGAGUUCGCUGCUGUCAAUUAUUUUACUAACAUUCAAAUGGAAAAAGCCAAAAGGAAGACAGUAAAGUCCCUUCUUGAAUUUCCAGUUGCUCCAGUACAAAGAAAAAGAAGUACAGAAGAGACGCUCACGAUACCCUUCCAGAAGGAAGUUCAAGAGUUAUUAGUAUUUCUCUUUAAUGCAGAGAAGAAAGACAGAGGUCAAGUCCCACUCUCAAAAAGUACAGAUGCCAAUUCAAAUGUGAGGAAAAGAACAAAUGCCACGGUACAGUCCGAAGCUGAUGGUGGGAGCCGAAUUGACACAAGGCACAGCUCCAUCCAGCCUCCCUCUGUAGCUCAGGGGUCUUCUGACAUUACACCCCACUCCCUUUCUGCAUCAAGUCCCAACCCCUUCACACGCAUCAAUGCAUCAGAGACAUUAUCUUCUGCAAGAGCUACCCCUCCAGCUCCUCCUUCUACCCCAAUUUUAACUGGAUUUGUAUCCCAGCAUGCCAAAGCUGGAUCCCCUUCCAUUCAGCACUUGCUUGGAUCUAGACUGGAGCAGAUUCAGACCACCACACCUAAUACAUUAGGAGCAUCUGCAAAGCCAUCUGCUGUCACACCACCUGCUCCCCCCGCCUCCCACUCUGGCACGAGUAAGAUAGACAAAUAUGCACGCAUUUUAUUUCCUGUUACGUUUGGAGCAUUUAACAUGGUCUACUGGGUGGUGUAUCUAUCCAAGGAUACCAUGGAAAAAUCGGAAAGUCUAAUGUAGUUUUGCUGCUAUGUAGUAGUUCCUAAAUUAUACUCACAUUUGAUGCAUAGUUUCUUCUUUUGAAACUAUUUAAAAAGGUCAGUAAUUCUUAUUUAUAAAAGCUGUGUGCUACUUUCCCGUUGUAAAGGCUGGAGCUAUUGGGGAUAAUUAGUUAGCUCUUACCAGAGUACUGGGUAACAGUAAUGGGUCUCCCUCCCUUCAAUUAGGAACGAGCCAUCACUCCUUCAGACAAACUACUCUGGAUGUACAGAACUUGUCUUUGGGAGGAACAUGCACCCGAAAAAAUCAGAGGCAGAGGUGCACAGCUGUGCAGUGGAGCACAUCUGACUGCUAGAAAUAUGCACGUUGGCUAUUACAAAUCCCUGAGGCACCCAGCACUGCUGUCUGGACACAGCAUUGCAUUCUCUGAGUGCAAGGUCCAUGUCCUGAAUAUUUUGACAGUGCUUGCUAGAAAAGGACUGUCCCUGCUAGAUUAAAAUUGGCAGAAUGGGGGGAAGAAAAUGAGAAGUGGAAAAAGAAAAGAGAGUCCAGCCUGGGAAAGUGCAACUCUGGGAAAGUUAUGCAAAGGAGUUGUAGAGCUCCAUAUAUUUUUACUAAGCAUUAUUUUGCAUUGUAACUCACUCCAAAAUAAUAAUUGAACCUCAUAAAAUCUGAAAUCUGAUGUAAUUCUCAAAAUUGGAUUUUCUAGUUUGGUAAGGUGAUCUUAACUGUGUGAUUCUUCUUUGACCUUUCUGACCAGCCUGAGUGGAUUUAUUCCUAAAUUACAUCCUUUGUAGUAGAUGAGGACCAGAUCUGCAAUGUUGAACUUUUAAUUUGAAUUCUUUGUUUUUUCUUUGGAUGUUUUGGGGUUUGUUUUUUUUUUUCUUCUCCCCCUCCACCCUCCCAUAUUUUUCAAUUACAUUCUUGAUUUCCUUUGAACACAUAUUCUGCCCCUACUUCAUGUAAUGUUUAUGUCAAGUUAAAUUUUCAACAUAGUUUUAAAAGUGUUCAAAAUUAAGCAAAAAAAAAAAAAAAAAAAAGUCCCGUGCUUUGAUGAGUGGGGCUAUGGCUUGUCAAUGUGUGAAUGAAAGACACUCUUUUUGUGAAGGACUAUUGUGACAUAAAUAAGAAAAUAAAGUUUCUAGGUGGAACCCAGGGAAAAUUUAUCAUCCAUUUGUUUAUUUUAAACUAUGGCAUAGAUAGGCACUUUUCUUAGCAUCUCAAUAUGCAAUGUGCAAGCUGGGGAGUUUAUUAAAAAAUCAAAUAGUUAAACCUGGUAGAAGUCUUGAUCAUAAAUGUUGUUUUCACUGGAACGGGUGGAAGAUACGCUGUUAAUAUGUAUAAAUAUGUUUGUACAGAUCAUCUGGCUAGGCAAAUGGUUAGUGUUUCUGUGCAGAUGACAGGUGAAAAUCAAAGGCCAAAUUCUCAGCUGUGAUCUGGCUGUGUCUUUAAAGGGUCUGGACUAAACCUUAGCUUCAGUUGAUUGGAGCAGCAGAUUGGUAGCCUAUGGUCAAAGUCAAAUGCUGCAGGGCAGAUCAGGUGAGUGUUAAGUGUUUCUGUGCCCAGACACUGAUCAAAUGACUGGUGGAGACCACAAGUAAGUGGGAUAACUGAGGGCAUUUUGAGACUGCCCUACACUACACUGGGACAAGAGUCAGAAUAAAAAGAACCCAUAAUGGUGAAACUAGGACUGUGCCCCAUCUGUCUAUUAAACUAUGACUGUUCUGGCUCUCCGAGCCUUUUAGCCAUCUCAUGGCUGAGAAUCUGACCUUUAACUUACGGGACCUGGGAGGUGGCAAGAGAUCCCAGGCUGCUCUUUCCUGUGUAACAUUGGACUGUAGAUGAUAAAAUGCAGAGGAUGUGGGAGUGUCUUAUGUGACUUUAAUGUACUGAUGAUAUAAACAAUUGCCUUAGUCUUUUUUUCACUUAAGGGAUGCUCUCAAAAGGCCAGGUUUAGUCCUUUCUUUUUUUGUCUUUUACAUCUAGAAGAUGUUUGAGCACUCUUUGAAAACCAUUACAUGCAACAUACCACAGAAUUGGAAAUGGAGUACCGAUGCAAGAUGUCUAACUUCAGUAAUUUGUGUCUUUGGAUGUACUGCUAGUUGCUGUAGGUGUGUCCUCUCUGAUAAGGUCAAAUUGUUACAGUUUGUGAGAAUAGAUGAUAGUAUGCAAGAGACUGAUUAUUUAUUUUGUUAAAUCAGAAGAAACAAAGCUAAUCCUCUGGCAAUUAUUGAUUAUAAUUAUACAGAUGAUAAAAUAUUUCUAGCAUGAAGAAUGAUGACCUUCUGUGUGGAGAACCUAGUGUGUGCAGCAGAAGUUACUGAAAUUACUGUUGGCUUUCCUCUGUGAUGAAAACCAAGUAUGUUUUCUCUCAGGCAGAGCUCUAAACAAUUAAUUAGAAACAGCUCUCUCUUCCUUCCACCCAUCCUGAUACACUGAUUUAUAAUCAGCUUUUUCUAGUGCAUUGUUCAGUGGGAUCAGCACUGGUUGAGGUUUAUCUAAAUGAGAUUUAUCUAAAUGUGCUACUUGAAUUCACUUAUAGUUUUAUUUUAAAGACUUAUAAGGAGGAAUAAGGAUUGCAAAAAUUAAUAGAUUACAAAUAUUUAUUUCUAUGCUUCAAUUUUGGAAGAAGUUUUUAAGGAUACCACUAAAAAAAAAAACAAAACCCAAACAAUUACCUAUUUUAAAUCUGACAGUGUAUUUUUGAAGUACUUUACAACACUUCCAUGCAUACAUUGAAAAUGAAACACAUUAAAAAAGUCAUUAUGAGUCUAGGACUCAUCUGUUGAACUGUACUACAUUUUUAUGUUGCAGCAUAUAAAGACAUUACUGUAAUUGCCUUUCCAAAGUACAUAUGGACAAUGUAAAUAGGAUUUUAUUGUUAACAGUGGUUCUUCCUUAUAUUUAAUCUUCUUGUAGAGGGAUCAGAAACAGUAAAGAGCCUGUAGUAUACUCAGUGAUGCUGUAACACAGAAUCACACACACACAAAAAAAGUGGGAAUAUGCUAAAUAUAGUGGCCCAAAUGUUCAGAACUGCUAA
This is a messenger RNA of Empidonax traillii (willow flycatcher), 5019 nucleotides long. RefSeq names its product gamma-aminobutyric acid receptor subunit alpha-4. The record is from RefSeq and is a predicted model, not a curated record. Gene Ontology annotation, molecular function: inhibitory extracellular ligand-gated monoatomic ion channel activity; transmitter-gated monoatomic ion channel activity involved in regulation of postsynaptic membrane potential; GABA-gated chloride ion channel activity. Bases 249 to 2000 code for a protein of 583 amino acids. The transcript is spliced from 10 exons. NCBI's taxonomy places the organism in Eukaryota, Metazoa, Chordata, Aves, Passeriformes, Tyrannidae. Gene Ontology annotation, cellular component: GABA-A receptor complex; neuron projection; synapse. Gene Ontology annotation, biological process: regulation of postsynaptic membrane potential; nervous system process; gamma-aminobutyric acid signaling pathway.